UCCCAAUCUGUCUCGCUAUAAACUCGCCUAUCUCCACAACCCUCACAACUUCGCCUCCCACUUCACCUCAUCUCGUUCGGUCUCCUUCCACCCACCGCUUGUCCCCUUCAGCACUUCUGUCACCAUGACGUCCGACUCCCUCCGCGGCUCCACCACCAGCUUGUUCCUGGCCUGCUUGACCUUUGCUGCCCUCGUCCUCUUUUUCACGCUCAACCUCGCCACGCCGAUUGGCGACUUUUCGCUCAUGUUCGUCAACCUCGGCCCGCAGGAUGAGUGGCGCGCCAGCUUUGGUAUCUAUGGCGCGUGCUACAAGGAUGCGCUCAAAGGCAAGGUCUGUACCGACCGUGGCAUGGGCUGGAAGAUUGAGUCCAAGCUGUUUGAAGACCUCGAGGUCGUGGGCAUCAAGGUGCCUUCCCUUGUCUCCAUCCUCACCAAAGGCCUCUUCUUCGUGCCGCUCACAACGGUGCUCAUCGCCAUCACCCUCAUGUUCUGGACGUUCACUGUAGUGCAGCGCCAGAAGCGAUGGGGCAUCACGACCUAUGUCUUCCUCGUCGUGAGCUGGUGCUCGUCGGCUUUCGCCCUCGGCUUCAACUAUGGACUCUACCGCGCCAUCCGGCUGGCCGUUAAGGUCUCCGGCCCCGACAUGCUGCACGCUCACGCUGGGCCCGGCAUGGCACUGACGCUGUGCGGUUUCCUCCUCCUCCUUGUCGCCAUGUGCUUUGGUGCUUGCAGCCUGUGCGCCCCUACCCAGCGCUACAAGAACGAGUACCCCAUGGGUGGGGUGUACGUUCCCGUGACGCCUGGUAACGCACAGCCACACCAGUCCAUGUAUCCUGCGUAUUGAUCUGACGGCUCGUGUUUGUAGGUCGCCUGUGGGCGACGCCAUUGUUUGAUGCAUACGGU
This is a messenger RNA of Cutaneotrichosporon oleaginosum, 903 nucleotides long. RefSeq lists its product as uncharacterized. The record is from RefSeq and is a predicted model, not a curated record. Lineage: Eukaryota; Fungi; Basidiomycota; Tremellomycetes; Trichosporonales; Trichosporonaceae.